Molecule: messenger RNA, 933 nt
Organism: Lathyrus oleraceus (garden pea)
Lineage: Eukaryota; Viridiplantae; Streptophyta; Magnoliopsida; Fabales; Fabaceae
Exons: 2
Coding region: 1-933 (310 amino acids)
Molecular function (GO): zinc ion binding
Source: RefSeq, a predicted model, not a curated record
AUGGCACAAGACGGAAAUAGGAACAUAUUUCCAAUAGCUUUUGCAUUGGUAGAGGGUGAAACUAGAGAAGCAUGGAGUUUUUUCUUGAGAAAUCUUAGAAUGCAUGUCACACCACAACCCAACCUAUGCUUGAUAUCAGAUCAACAUGAGUCAAUAAAGAGUACCUAUGAUAACCCGGAUAAUGGCUGGCAACACCCUCCCUCCUCACACGUCUAUUACAUCAGACAUAUAGCUCAAAAUUUCAUGAGGGAAUUCAGAGAUAAGGAACUUCGGAAAAAAAUUGUUAACAUGGGGUAUGCAUUAAAUGAGGCAACAUAUGAAUACUACAGGGGAGAGAUACGUAAGGUUAACAUAGAAGCGUUAGAAUGGGUAGACAAUAUUCCAAGAGAAAAAUGGACGAGAUCAUUCGAUGGAGGGAAACGUUGGGGUCAUAUGACUACCAACCUUGCAGAAUCAAUGAACUCAGUUUUAAAAUCCACACGCAACCUACCUAUUACCGCUUUGGUAAAAUCAACAUAUUAUCAAAUGGGCACACUGUUUGGAAAAAGAGGACAUGAUUGGACUAAAAUGUUGGGUUCUGGCCAACUGUUCACUGAAAACUGCAUGAAGGGAAUUAAGGAGGAAGUAAUUAAAUCAAAUAGCCACACGGUUAUGCAAUUUGAUCAUGAGAGGUUCUGCUUCCUGGUCCAGGAAACUGUUCAUCAUAGUGACGGCAGACCGACUACCCAUUACAACGUCGACCUUCAGAAUCUUACGUGUGAGUGUGGAAUAUUCCAAACGUUUCAUGUCCCUUGCUCACAUGUUAUUGCAGCGUGUUCAAGCAUAAGACAAGACUAUUCUGUGCAUAUAGUUGACGUGUUCAAAGUUGUAAACGUAUUUAAGGUCUACGAGGAAAGUUUCCUCGGGAUCCUGACCGAAACAAGUUGGCCAUAA